Schistosoma margrebowiei is the source of this 1461-nucleotide messenger RNA. The record is from the annotation of a GenBank genome assembly. NCBI's taxonomy places the organism in Eukaryota, Metazoa, Platyhelminthes, Trematoda, Strigeidida, Schistosomatidae.
AUGAUUCAUGUUUGCGUAUCAUUAUCACUGGAAAACGUUCAAUAUACUACUACUACUACUACUACUACUACUACUACUACUACUACUACUACUACUACUACUACUACUACUACUACUACUACUACUACUACUACUACUACUACUACUACUACUACUACUACUACUACUACUACUACUACUACUACUACUACUACUACUACUACUACUACUACUACUACUACUACUACUACUACUACUACUACUACUACUACUACUACUACUACUACUACUACUACUACUACUACUACUACUACUACUACUACUACUACUACUACUACUACUACUACUACUACUACUACUACUACUACUACUACUACUACUACUACUACUACUACUACUACUACUACUACUACUACUACUACUACUACUACUACUACUACUACUACUACUACUACUACUACUACUACUACUACUACUACUACUACUACUACUACUACUACUACUACUACUACUACUACUACUACUACUACUACUACUACUACUACUACUACUACUACUACUACUACUACUACUACUACUACUACUACUACUACUACUACUACUACUACUACUACUACUACUACUACUACUACUACUACUACUACUACUACUACUACUACUACUACUACUACUACUACUACUACUACUACUACUACUACUACUACUACUACUACUACUACUACUACUACUACUACUACUACUACUACUACUACUACUACUACUACUACUACUACUACUACUACUACUACUACUACUACUACUACUACUACUACUACUACUACUACUACUACUACUACUACUACUACUACUACUACUACUACUACUACUACUACUACUACUACUACUACUACUACUACUACUACUACUACUACUACUACUACUACUACUACUACUACUACUACUACUACUACUACUACUACUACUACUACUACUACUACUACUACUACUACUACUACUACUACUACUACUACUACUACUACUACUACUACUACUACUACUACUACUACUACUACUACUACUACUACUACUACUACUACUACUACUACUACUACUACUACUACUACUACUACUACUACUACUACUACUACUACUACUACUACUACUACUACUACUACUACUACUACUACUACUACUACUACUACUACUACUACUACUACUACUACUACUACUACUACUACUACUACUACUACUACUACUACUACUACUACUACUACUACUACUACUACUACUACUACUACUACUACUACUACUACUACUACUACUACUACUACUACUACUACUACUACUACUACUACUACUACUACUACUACUACUACUACUACUACUACUACUACUACUACUACUACUACUACUACUACUACUACUACUACUACUAGUUCUCUUAAUUCGACCUCAAUUGACUUACAUAUUUCAUACUUCGUAUUGUACCAAGACAGUGUUUGA